CCAAACAUUACACACACACUAUCCCUCUCUCGAUCCUUUUUCCUUUCCCAGUAGCACACCAAACAAACAAACGCUCUCUCUCCCUCUCUUAUUAAUCACUCCUCAAUUUUCCCUAACGGAAACAAAAACCCUAAUAAUAAUCGGAAAUCAAAAUGGCGGUGACGACGGAAGAAACCGGCGGUGGCGCCACCGUGAUUGACCACACCUACGAGUUCUCGGCGCCGCGUUUCUUCGAUUUCGUCAGAGGAGAGUCUGAUGAGGAAUCGCUUAAGGCUGAGCUCUGGUUCGACACCGCUCUCUCCUACGCUCCUUCGCCAGCAUUCAUGCCUAAAAUCAAGACUGGUAGAUCUAUUACUGUGGAUACCUUGUGUGAUUUUAAUGAAGCUGACAAAAUGCAGAAGAUGUUAGCUAGUGUUGAUGAUAAUGUUCUGGAAACCAAUAUACAACAACAGAGCAUGACUACCAAAGCAAAGGAAGAUGAAGCUGACAAAGUGCAGAAGACGUCAGCAAAUGUUGAGGAUAUAGUUCUGGAAACCAAUAUAAAACCACAGUGUGUGACUACUGUAAAGGAAGAUGAUGCACCUUGCCCUGACAAGGAAAGAAGUGAGAAUGAUUAUAAAGAAGAUAGUGCAUGCUUAAAGGUUUCAUCUGGAGAAGCAUUCGUUGAAGUAGCAAAAGAUGCUUGCACGCCAAAACCAGCACUACUGAAAAAAGUUGCCACAUCCACUAAUUCCAAGAAGACACAAAAUAAGAAGAUGGCCACGAAUACAAAAACUCAGUUAAAGUCAGCAACAGUGAAGAGCAUUGCAGGGACUCCUCACUUGGUCCAAGAGAAUCAAGCCAUUAAGAGGCAAAAAUUGGAUGGAGGAAAAUCUAGACAGAUACUGAAUGCCAAGCAUCAGACAUUGCCUCAUAAUAAGUCAAAAUUGGGUUUAACCGUGUCUGCUAGCACCAGUAAAUAUAACAAAGAGGACAGAAAGGUUUAUGUUCGUGAAACACCAACAACACCAGCCUCUGUACCAUUUGUAUCAAUGGCAGAAAUGAUGAAAAAAUUUCAAUCUAGUACCAGAGACCUGUCAUUGCCCAGCUUUGUUUCUCACACAAAACCAAAACUCACAUUGACUAGGCCUAAGGAGCCUGAAUUUGAGACAUCUCAGAGGAUUCGCCCACCUAGGGUGAAGAGUAGUGCUGAGCUUGAGGAAGAAAUGAUGGCUAAAAUUCCAAAAUUCAAGGCUCGACCAGUGAAUAAGAAGAUUUUGCAAACUGCAACUUUGCCUCCCGUUCCAAGAAGUACACCACAGCUACCAGAGUUUAAGGAAUUUCAUCUGGAAACUUUGGCUAGGGCCCAUCAGAAUGCAGAUACAGCUUCAAUGGCUUCAACAGAGGUGUCUCAUAAGCAGAGUUCAUGGAAGCAUCAUAUUACAGAACCAAAAACACCUUUACUCCAAACUUCACUAAGAGCCCGCCCACCCAAAGUGAAAAGCUCAUUAGAAUUAGAGCAAGAGGAGCUUGAAAAGAUCCCUAAAUUCAAGGCAAGACCUCUAAAUAAGAAGAUCUUCGAAAGCAAAGGGGAUAUUGGAGUAUUCUACCAUACCAAGAAACAUGUUACCGAACCUCAAGAAUUUCACUUUGCCACAGACGAAAGGAUUCCGCCACCUGCUGCCAUGGCUGAUUUAUUUGGCAAGCUUUCUUUGAAGUCUGAACCUUCACGUAAUCACAACCCAAUCCCAAGAAACACGACUCCAAAUCCGUUUCAUCUCCACACAGAGGAAAGAGGUGCUGAGAAAGAGAAGAAGCUGGUCGUGGACCUUCUGCAGAAACAGUGGGAAGAGGAAAACGCAAGGAUUCCCAAGGCUAAUCCAUACCCUUACACCACUGAUUACCCUGUGAUCCCACCAAAACCAGAACCAAAGCAAUGCACAAGACCAGAGCCAUUCCAAUUGGAGAGCCUGGUGAGACACGAGGAAGAGAUGCAAAAGGAACACGAAGAAAGACGCAGAAUGGAAAAAGAAGAGGCUCAGAUGAGAGCGUUCAAGGCACAACCAAUCAUAAAAGAGGACCCAAUCCCCGUUCCAGAGAAAGUCCGCAAACCCCUCACCCAAGUUCAGGAAUUUAGUUUACAUGUGAAUCAUCGGGCAGUGGAUAGAGCACAAUUUGAUGAAAGGAUUAAGGAAAAGGAAAUGAUGUACAAACGAUACAGAGAAGAGAGUGAAGCAGCAAGAAUGAUAGAGGAAGAGAAAGAGUUGAAACAGAUGAGAAGGACAAUGGUUCCACAUGCUAGGCCAGUUCCUAAUUUUGAUAAUCCAUUUUGUCCCCAAAAGUCUUCAAAGGACAUAACAAAACCCAAGUCACCAAAUUUGCGUGUACUUCAUAGAAAGGAAAGACGGAAGGUAUUCAAUGGAACUGCGUUCUCGAGUCCAGCUGCUAACAUGAGAUGACUCAAUUUUUCAGUUCCAACUUUGUGAUUAGUGUUCAAGAACUCUUGAAUCAUUGACCCCCCCUCCCAAGGUGUUGUGUUGUGUAAUACUUAAAUUCUUUGAUGUAUAUUUUUGAAAAACAAGUUAACGGUCAUAUGUACUUUAUAGCCAUACAGUGUGAUCAUUAAUGCUAUUUUUCGUAGAUUAAUAAUGCUAAUUAAAUUAUGAAUUCCUCUGAAAA
Molecule: messenger RNA, 2658 nt
Organism: Glycine soja
Lineage: Eukaryota; Viridiplantae; Streptophyta; Magnoliopsida; Fabales; Fabaceae
Product: protein TPX2-like
Exons: 18
Coding region: 153-2438 (761 amino acids)
Biological process (GO): regulation of mitotic spindle organization; mitotic spindle assembly; activation of protein kinase activity
Cellular component (GO): nuclear microtubule; mitotic spindle
Molecular function (GO): protein kinase activator activity; microtubule binding
Source: RefSeq, a predicted model, not a curated record